AUGGUACUCGACACGAUUGAGGAGAUACGCCACCGUAUCCCUGUCUCUACCGGUUUCCUCGUUGGAGUCAAAUUCAAUUCGGUCGAAUUCCAAGACGGGGGCCUCGAGACGGAAGACGCCAAGAAAAUGUGCCAAAUUAUUGAGAAUCGUGGCGAUGUGGACUUCGUGGAAAUGUCGGGCGGCACCUAUGAAAAGCUCGCAUUUGUGCAUCUCCGAGAUUCCACCCGGAACCGGGAGGCUUUCUUUGUGGAUUUUGCUGCUCAGAUCCGGCCCGUUUUCAAGGAGACGAAGAUGUUUGUGACGGGCGGUUUUAGGACAGCCAAGUGGAUGACCAAAGUGAUCGAGGAGGGCCAUUGCGAUGCUGUGGGUCUAGGAAGGCCGAUAGCCGCCGAGCCAGACCUUCCGAAGAAGAUCCUGUUCGGCGGUGUGCUCGGGUCGGCUGAUACGAAAAUCGAUCAGAACGAAUUCCCGAUGACGAGCCUGGCGGCCCAAACCCAAAUGUACGGAGCAGGAAAGCGUCCAUUUUCCGAGUGCCAAAAUAUCUGCGAUGAUGUUGUCGACUUGACGACCAAGGAGGAGGCUGACAAAUUUUUGGGUGCUGCUAAGAAUUUCUUCGCCGAGCUGAUGACGGGCAAGCUUGAAGACCGGAAAUUCGUGUAUCCA
Mesorhabditis spiculigera is the source of this 663-nucleotide messenger RNA. Lineage: Eukaryota; Metazoa; Nematoda; Chromadorea; Rhabditida; Rhabditidae. The record is from the annotation of a GenBank genome assembly.